AUGUCUUCCUACGCGAAGGGUGGUGAACUUCUCUUCAAAGUCCUCAUCAUUGGCGAGGGUGGGACUGGCAAGACGUGUCUUAUCCGCCGCUAUGUGCACAGUAUAUUCCUCCCAACGAAUAAGGCCACCAUUGGCGUGGACUUUGCCCUGAAGGAUGUUGUCUACCCGCCCACCCACCGCAGCAUCACACUGCAGCUGUGGGACAUCGCCGGGCAGGAGCGCUACGGGCAAAUGACGCGGGUGUAUUAUCAGGCCGCGGCCGGGGCCAUUGUCGUCGCGGACAUCACCAGACCAGAAACACUGGAGCUCGCCGUGAAGUGGAAACAGGAUGUGGACAGUAAAGUGUUUCUCGGCGCCACGGGGAAACCCAUUCCAUGUGUGUUGUUGAUUAAUAAAGUGGAUCUCUUGCCUAAUGGAAUGCUGGUGACUUCCGUUAAUAAUAAUAAUAAUAAUAAUAAGAAGAAGAAGAAUAACAGUACUAGUGCUAAUAAUAGUAAUAGUCAUAAUAAUAAUAAUAAUAAUAAUAACAGUAAUAGUAGUAGUAGUAGUGGGGAUGUAUCUAUGGGAGUGGGCAGUAAUGUUGGAAUUCAGAAAACAAAAGAGGAGAUGGAUGCCUUCUGCAGUGAACACGGCUUCGAGGCGUGGUUUCUCACCAGCGCGAAGGAAAACAGAAACGUCGAUGUGGCCUUCAUGACACUUGUGGAAUGUGUGAUGAAAGCCACAGGGGCCUUGGAGUCUGCAGAGGACACCGCAGAGAGCCAAGGCAAUAAUGAGAGUGGGAGAAUUCUUCAUGGGAAUCGCACUAAACGUGAGGAAAAGUCCGGGUGUUCAUGUUAG
Messenger RNA from Trypanosoma theileri, 837 nucleotides. RefSeq names its product putative small GTP-binding protein Rab11, putative,Rab11 GTPase. The coding region runs from base 1 to 837 and encodes 278 amino acids. Gene Ontology annotation, biological process: vesicle-mediated transport. Gene Ontology annotation, cellular component: vesicle; trans-Golgi network; Golgi apparatus. Gene Ontology annotation, molecular function: GTP binding; GTPase activity. Lineage: Eukaryota; Euglenozoa; Kinetoplastea; Trypanosomatida; Trypanosomatidae. The transcript has a single exon. The record is from RefSeq and is a predicted model, not a curated record.